Molecule: messenger RNA, 1729 nt
Organism: Dipodomys ordii (Ord's kangaroo rat)
Lineage: Eukaryota; Metazoa; Chordata; Mammalia; Rodentia; Heteromyidae
Gene: Serpinf2
Product: serpin peptidase inhibitor, clade F (alpha-2 antiplasmin, pigment epithelium derived factor), member 2
Exons: 10
Coding region: 180-1664 (494 amino acids)
Biological process (GO): negative regulation of endopeptidase activity; negative regulation of fibrinolysis
Molecular function (GO): serine-type endopeptidase inhibitor activity
Source: RefSeq, a predicted model, not a curated record
GGCUGGAUUGGCUGGAGCUGGGCAGAGAGCGUGGGGAGCACGCAAGUGGGGCCAGAGGAACAUCGAGUGCUGCAGCAAGGAGUAGAGAUUGGCCAAGUCAGUGAACGUGGGGGUAGGAUUUCACCAUCCAGUGUGGGAGUGGUAACUGGAAACAGCCUUCCUGUCCUGGACACAGGAACAUGGCGCUGCUCCGAGGGCUCCUGGUGCUCGGCUUGUCCUGCCUGCAAGGCCCCUGCUUGGUGCAGUUCUCUCCUGUGAGCGCUAUGGAGCCCUUGGGCCAGCAGCCAAUUAUGGAGCAGGGCCAGGAGAAGUUGCCAUUUCCCUCACUUGCCUUCCUCAAGUCGAACAACCAGAAACCUGAUGACCAGAUUGCCCUGAAGAAGUCCUCAGCAGACUGCAAGGGUGCCCCAACUCCAGAGGAGACACGCCAGCUGGCCCAGGCCAUGAUGGCUUUCACCGUUGACCUAUUCUCCAUGGUGGCCCAAACAUCCACCAGCCCCAACAUCAUCCUUUCACCCCUGAGUGUGGCCCUGGCAUUGUCUCACUUGGCCCUAGGUGCUCAGAACCAAACAUUACGGAGCUUGCAACAGGUGCUACAUGUAGACUCAGAGCCCUGCCUUCCCCAUCUACUGAGCCACCUGUGCCAGAACCUGAGCCCUGGAACAUUCCGGAUGGCUGCCAGAAUGUACCUACAGAAGGGAUUUCCCAUCAAAGAGAAUUUCCUGGAACAAUCAAAACAACUGUUUGGUGCAAAGCCCAUGAAACUGACGGAAAGGCAGGAAGAAGACCUGGCGAACAUCAACCAAUGGGUGAAAGAGGCCACAGAAGGGAAGAUUGAGGAUUUCCUCUCUGAGCUUCCGGAAAACACGGUGUUGCUUCUCCUCAAUGCCAUCCAUUUUCAGGGUUUCUGGAAGAGCAAAUUUGAUCCAAGCUUUACUGAGAGAGACUCCUUCCACCUGGAUGAGAAGUUCACAGUGCCAGUAGACAUGAUGCAAGCACACUCGUACCCUCUACGCUGGUUCCUGCUAGAACAGCCUGAGAUACAGGUGGCUCAUUUCCCCUUUAAGAACAACAUGAGCUUUGUGGUCAUGGUGCCCACUCAUUUUGAGUGGAACGUGUCCCAGGUACUGGCCAACCUGAGCUGGGACACCCUGAACCAGCCCUCACUACGAGAGAAGCCCACUAAAGUGCGGCUGCCGAAGCUGCACCUGAAACACCAGCUAGAUCUGGUGGCUACCCUCGGCCAGCUGGGCCUGCAUGAGCUGUUCCAGGCCCCAGACCUACGUGGGAUCUCUGAUGAGAGGCUGGUGGUAUCCAGUGUCCAGCACCAGUCCACCCUGGAGCUCAGCGAGGCUGGCGUGGAGGCAGCUGCAGCCACCAGCACUGCUAUGUCCCGCAUGUCACUCUCUUCCUUCAAUGUGAACCGCCCCUUCCUCUUCUUCAUCAUGGAGGAUACCACAGGCCUGCCCCUCUUUGUGGGCAGCGUGAGGAACCCCAACCCUAGUGCACAGCCCCAGCUCCAGGAGCAGCAAGAUUCCCCUGAUGACAGAAACUUAAUCCAGAACCAGAAAGCCUUCCUCCAUGGAGACAAGUUCUUUGACCCUGAUUUGAAACUUGUGCCGCCCUCGGAGGAGGAUUACCCCCAGUUUAGCCACCCCAAGUGAGGAACACCAGUACCAGCAUCCUAAGUCCCCACCUGGACCAGCAUCUCAACUCAUGUGACUUUUUC